Molecule: messenger RNA, 1269 nt
Organism: Branchiostoma belcheri (Belcher's lancelet)
Lineage: Eukaryota; Metazoa; Chordata; Leptocardii; Amphioxiformes; Branchiostomatidae
Product: neuropeptide SIFamide receptor-like
Exons: 7
Coding region: 1-1269 (422 amino acids)
Biological process (GO): inflammatory response; positive regulation of cytosolic calcium ion concentration; adenylate cyclase-activating G protein-coupled receptor signaling pathway
Cellular component (GO): plasma membrane
Molecular function (GO): G protein-coupled receptor activity
Source: RefSeq, a predicted model, not a curated record
AUGUAUGGUAAAGAUUUAGACGACAUCUUCAACUGUACUGCAGGGAAGAAGGCGGAGAACGAGGUGAACUAUGGAGGAGGGAUGUCCGGGGCGUUCAUCGCCGUCUUCACGUCGGUGUCCAACCUGUGCGUCAUCGUGCUGGUGGUGAAGAAGCUGCGGCGAGAGGUGAGCGUUCCCGCCGUGCUGGUGCUCGGUCUGGCCGCUCACGACUUCGGCGCCGGAGCCUUUUCAUUUCCGCUGGUUGCUGCAGCCUACUUCCGGGGCAUGUGUUGGACAGGCGGCUGGCACGCAUGCGCAUACAACGCCUUCAUGCAUAUCUUCCUCCUGACAAGCUCGCAGUUUGCGGUAGUUUUGAUCGCAGCGGACCGGUUCACUGCUCUGAUGUUUCCAUUCCGCUACGUGACCUGGGCCAAGCCGUGGACGGCUGUCUGCGGUUUGAUCGCCAUUUCGGUCUUUUCGGCUGUCUUCGCAGUCCUACCGCUCCUGGACGUCGUCGCCGUGGCUCCGAUAUUUGAGGUGGUCUGCUCCUUCGACUGGUCCGACUCCACCGCUUCUGGACGCUUCUACAUCUACUGGACUGUCGUGCAGGGUUUCGUGUUGAUCGGUAUCCUGCUGGUGAUGAACUUGUACGUGAUCCUGGAGGUGCAGCGGAUGAACGGGCGCGUGGAGCGGGCGCCGCAGGACGAGGAGGCGGGGAACGAGCGGGGCCGGCGCCGCCACGAGAAGUACUCCGAGUUCACCCUGCUGGUCGUCAUGGUGUCCGUGGUGUUUGUCGUCUGCACAGCGCCCAUCCUGGUCAGGACACUGUGUAACCAGUUGGGCAUCCUCCCGUCAGAAAACGCUGACUACGUGGCGAAGCGGCUCAGCAUCAUCAGCAGUAUGGUCAACCCACAUCUGUACUGGACCUUCCGCCCCAAGGCCAGGAAAGCCAUCAUCAAGUUCGUCAGAGAGACAUGUGGCCGGCUGAGACGGGACGACAGCGCCAACGACAAAGAGAAGAACGGUGAGGCGUCCUCCAGCGAGGACAGCCAAAACAGAAACGACACUGGCAUGAUGGCUCUGAAAGAGAUCCUGUCAGACCCCAGCAAGAUGAGAGAAAUCUCAGACGAGCUAGAGAUGCCCACCAAGAUCGGCAGACAUCUUGGAAACCAAAUGCCGCCAGUGGAAGGUAACUUCCCCGGGCUCUAUGAUUCUGAGCUCGGACAAAGCUUUCUGCUAAGAAAAGAACCAGUAAGCCGAGUCAGUGAGGUAGACGUGAAAGUUGCCUAG